This is a messenger RNA of Triticum aestivum (bread wheat), 1772 nucleotides long. Its product is annotated as phospholipase A1-II 7. Gene Ontology annotation, biological process: lipid metabolic process. Gene Ontology annotation, molecular function: glycerophospholipid phospholipase A1 activity. The transcript has 2 exons. The record is from RefSeq and is a predicted model, not a curated record. Bases 57 to 1388 code for a protein of 443 amino acids. Lineage: Eukaryota; Viridiplantae; Streptophyta; Magnoliopsida; Poales; Poaceae.
GUACCAUACCUAGAGCUAUUGCUUGCGACUAUACUUCCUACACGUGGCCUCGGGGGAUGGACAACAACUUGGUAACGGCGGCCAUCACCGCGCAAGAGCCGCCCUUGCCGCCCUCGUCGACGCUUGGAAGCAUCGCCAGCCAGUGGCGUGAGCUCCAUGGCGCCAGGUCGUGGCACGGGCUGCUGGACCCCAUCGACGACGACCUCCGUGCCUUCGUCAUCGCCUACGGCGAGCACGCGGCCGCCGCCUACGACGGGUUCAACGCCGAGAGGCGGUCACCGCGCGUCGGCUCCUGCCUGUACAGCCGCGCCAAUCUGCUCGCCGCCUGCGGCGUGUCCUGCCCGGCGCACUACACGGUCACCAAGUUCCUGUACGCGCCCGCCGGGCUGUGGCUGCCGAAGAGCACGUCGGCGUCCCCGGCGACACAAGCAGCGACCGAGCCGUUCUUCGUGCGGCCGCUGCGGGAGGGGCCGCUGUGGAGGGAGGCCAACUGGAUGGGGUAUGUGGCGGUGGCGACGGAUGAGGGGGCGGCGGCGCUGGGGAGGCGCGACAUUGUUGUGGCGUGGCGCGGCACCGUGAUGAAACUGGAGUAUUUAAGCGACGGCGACUGGCUGCACGCGCCCGCCACGAAGGUGCUCGGCCACUCCAUGGCGACCGCCUACAAGGACGCUAGGGUGCACCACGGAUUUCUGUCCGUGUACACGUCCGCGGACAAACAAUCCAAGCACAAUAACACCAGCGUCCAAGAUCAGGUCCGCGAGGAGGUGCGGAGACUAUUGCAGGUGCACAAGGAUGAGGAGGUCAGCAUCACCGUGACUGGUCACAGCCUAGGCGCGUCGCUUGCAACCCUCAACGCCGUCGACAUGGUGGCUCAUGGCAUCAAUGUGCCUCCUGCCUACUCCAAGCAGUCGUCGUGCCCUGUGACGGCGAUCCUAUUCGCGAGCCCACGCGUUGGGAAUGGCGGAUUCAAGGCUGCAAUCGCUUCAUUCCCCGAUCUUCGUGCCCUAAGUGUGAGGAACGAAUUUGACCCUGUGCCCUCGUUGCCAAUGAUUGGGUACGAGGAGGGCACGGCGACGGAGGUGUUGUGUAUCAACACGACCAAGUCACAAUGCCUACGCAAGUUCUCUGUUGACUUGUUCAGGUUUUGGAAGGACCACCACAACCUCGAGGUCUACCUGCACGGCGUUGCCGGGUAUCAAGGUGCUAGCAAGGAGUUCCGCCUGGUGGUCAAUCGUGAUGUAGUGCUUCUGAACAAGUGGGCCGACUUGCUGAAGGAUGAGCACUUGGCGCCAGCGAACUGGUGGGUCGCUCAAAACAAGUGCAUGGUCAGGGGUGUAGAUGGCCACUGGAAAUUCGAUGACUACGAGGAUGACCAAUUAAGUGGUUAGGUUUCACUCGACUAUGAAUAAGUUUUCUUAGAGGAUAACCACGGCCUCUACAUCGACCGAUGCAUGCAGCAAAUAUAAAUAAUAUAUUAUAGCAAAUGCCUAGCAUUGUUGCCAAAAAGAUCUGCUUAUACAACAAGAAAAAGGAAAACCUGAGGUCAUACAUAUUUGACCAGCUUCACGAUUGUAUCUCGAAAACUGUACCACCAACCCUAUGAUUGUUAUCAUAAUCCGCUGGUCGAGCAACAUGUGGCCUCGAAAACGGCACGAGACUCCGUGAAAACAUCUAAAGAAGGAAUCGUCCUCCGCACGCUAAUGUAGGCUGUUCUGAUCAAAGGAAAACAUGGCGAAGUCAUCCUGAAGCAGAACUUCAAGCCAACAUCCUCA